CUUUUGGUCUUGCUUUCCGGAGUGGGCGAGGAUCGUGGCUUUCUCAAUCAAACAAAAACCGUGUCAGCCCUCCGCAUUCUUCUCUAGUAAUAUAAACCAAAAAUGUAAGAUGACUCUUCCUGAUGAUAAACCGACGAGCGCUCUUGGAAGGAAGCAUCAGGCAUUUGAACACAAAGGUUGGUGCGACGAGUUUCUUGCUAUAUGUCUAGCUUGUGAUGCCUUCAACAAAUAACUGGGAUCUAGUGGUAGACGGGCUGUUAACCAACAGUGCGCGAGCCGCACAUUCUGGCUGAUUGGAUCAUUGGAAGUUGGAAGUUCAACAACAGGCCUCGAACCAGACCGCACCGCAACAUCAACAACGACAACAACAACAAUGGGGCGAGUGUCCGCCUUUGUCGCUAUUACCACGUACGUGGUGGUCGCUGAACUUUGAGAUUUUUGUUGCUGAUUAUUAUCAACACCACCACCACCACCACCACCACCACCACCACCAUCAUCAACAUGAUCGUGAACAUGCCGUAUUGUUAUUGAGGCAGUUCUUGGAAGGAGUUGGUGCCAAGAUUAGACGCCACCAGCACGUGCGUUUGUUGUGCACAUUGAAUCAAAAAGACUGACAAUGUAUUGCACGAAUAACCCACCCCCGAGGAAUGUCCAUUAACCACUGACUUCCAAGAUAACAGUUAUCAAGAAUCAAUCAACAUGAGUUACCUUCGAUCGCUCAAUCUCCAGCCCGAGUCUUUGAAGCAGACUUGUUUGGAUGUGUGGAUGCAGCAUGUGAUUCGACUCAUCCGAGAUGAGCAGAUCAUCCUCAGAGGCAAACUACCCGAAUUGUCCUCCCCGUCUUGUCAGUCAUUCAGUGGGGCUCUGAAAGUCUUGCACUCAUUCAAAUCAGAUCAGAUGGGUCAGGCCAGCAAUAAAAACAUCAUCAUCGACCCUCCCGCCCUAGCUCGUUAUCUCAAUGCCCAUUUGCCGCCUUCGGUACAAGAGGAGUCCUUUCAUCGUGGCGCCAACUUGGUCAAGAAGGAACUCUUCUUCGACAUGUUCCCACCCUAUUUUGGACUACUGUGGCGCCCUUCGUUCCACUUCUUGGAUCUACCCCCCAUUCGGGAAUUAUCAGACCGAGUUUUUGUUCUGGAUCUUUUGACGACCUCCCCGGCGGAGGGAACCUCGGAAGAGCACCCGCUUGGUUCAAUUGAGACGGCCAAAUUCCGCCUAUUUGACACCUGUGAGUUGAAUAUCGAGGAAUCCUACUUGAUGAAAAGAGUACUCAGACGCUUAACCAACUUGAAAAGCCUGGUUUUGUGGUGGGCCUGUGAUGAUACCAUGUUAAACAUCAUUGGAGCCAAUUGUGACGUUUUAGAGUCCUUGGAUGUGUGGCGUUCGUCGUCUGUGACGGAUCUCGGAUUGAAGAUGCUACUCUCCAGUGAUCAAACUCGUGAUGGAUCGUCCGUGUUGUGCCAUAGUUUGAAGAGUUUGGGCGUUAAAGAGACAAGUGUGACCCAUAUUGGUUGCGUCAUCGCCAUCAUCCGUUGCAAGCAUUUGGAGUUCCUCAAUUUUAGUCAUACCACAGUUGUCAAGGAUUUCUUUCUCGAGCUGAGAAAGCUCGACGAGUCUUCUAGUCCCCACGAGGCUCGAACCUACGCCCUCAAGUCACUUUUCGUACCCAUAACGCACGGUGUUGUUUUCAGGGAGUGUAUUCACGCCUUCCCCAAUUUGGAGGACCUACAACUGUGGACACCUGCCUCACAAAUUAGGGACUUCACCGCCAACGAUUUCCCCAAGCUGACCUCUCUCUUGUUUGGAGGGCUUCAUUCUGCUAGGCUUUUGGAACGAUUGGUUGAAGUUGUGGGAACGAAACUGACGACCCUCAAGAUUGAAUCCGUGCUCACGGAUAUCCCCUUGAACACCAUAGGGCAAUGUUGCCAGAAUCUCGUCCAACUCCAAGUAGUUAAUGGACGCUUGUCGGUGGGCGAGCACAUUUGCUCUCAAGCUGAACCGUGGUUCUUUGCCAAUCUGAAACUGCUGUACUUCUUUCUUGUCCAUUAUGUUCACAACGACAUGGACUCUAAUCCCGCCUAUCCCCAGGCAGCCUUACAUUGUAUCCUGAGCCACACUCGACAAAUUGAGGCCGUCACAGCCACAGGCUGUGCCAGUUUUGACGACGAGUCUCUCAAGGGCGUUCUAGCCGCCAAUCCCAUGACGAUGCUGAAACGCUUCACUAUGACCGGUAUUUCCUACUUGGAGACUCCCGAAGCACCUUUACCACUGACCUCCAUCUCCGUGAUCCGUUUGUACAACCAAUGCCAACAGCUAAAGUGCAUGGGAGAUCUGAAGCAUUGGAGUGUCCCACCCGCUGAACGAAAGCAAUUGUCAAAGAAAAUCCAAAGUAAUUCUCAUAGUAAUAAUGGAAACAAACGGAUCUCAUUUUCUAGCCUUUAAAGGUACCCCCCACAAUAAAAAUGUAAAGAAAAGCCCAUUACGAAGAUCGAAGAUUGGAAAAAAAGCAAUCACGUUGGGUUCAAAUACUUCUUCAACUGUCACGUGCUUGAAUCACAUAGUAAUAAUAAAAAUCAAUCAUUCAUUUUUCCAGGACCAAUGAUCCUAUUUAAGAAUUGAAGCAUAACCAUUUGGCUCACCCUAAAAUGGCUCUCACUAAAUAGUGAGCAAAAAGACCUAACAAAGCAAAUUGCAGUCCAUGAAGCCCCAAUAUGGAGUUAGCACCCGAGAUGGUGAGCAUGCUUUGAAUUCUUUUCCAUGAUCCAGCAUGAUCUUCCAUUGGAAUCCGAAGAAGCAUGGAGAUUAUUUGAUAGAAAUCCACGAUUUCGACAGGUUUGUAGUUGACAUGAUCUUUCUUGAAAUCUGGACCCAUGAACACAGCCACAGUGUCCAUAUCC
This is a messenger RNA of Tigriopus californicus, 2894 nucleotides long. RefSeq lists its product as uncharacterized. Gene Ontology annotation, biological process: SCF-dependent proteasomal ubiquitin-dependent protein catabolic process. The transcript has 4 exons. The record is from RefSeq and is a predicted model, not a curated record. Bases 700 to 2439 code for a protein of 579 amino acids. Lineage: Eukaryota; Metazoa; Arthropoda; Copepoda; Harpacticoida; Harpacticidae. Gene Ontology annotation, cellular component: SCF ubiquitin ligase complex.